Molecule: messenger RNA, 11574 nt
Organism: Diprion similis
Lineage: Eukaryota; Metazoa; Arthropoda; Insecta; Hymenoptera; Diprionidae
Gene: Ppn
Product: papilin
Exons: 39
Coding region: 213-9833 (3206 amino acids)
Biological process (GO): extracellular matrix organization
Cellular component (GO): extracellular region
Molecular function (GO): serine-type endopeptidase inhibitor activity
Source: RefSeq, a predicted model, not a curated record
CAUCAACCGCGCUGUGGUUUCUUGCCUUGCAGAGUUUGUUCGAGUUCCGUGCGCACCAUCACGCACGCGCUUCGUUCCUCCAGGACUCUCUCGAGAGACCGGCACUGAACAUCAGACUCGAAUUAAAACGAUCAAAAUCAAAAUCCGCCGAACCUGGGACCGGAAGGAUACGGAUAAGGACACCAGAGGACCGGUGUCCAGAGGUUUUCGCCAUGGAUCGCCGACGCGAUUGGUCGUUGGUGCUUCUGAUAUUUAUACUAGCUUCACACAUCCAACAUGCGCCAGCCAGACACCAUCAUAUAAAAUUGAGACACGAGAGGCACAGAAGACAGCAUGGCGAGAGCUACCUGCCGCCGUACUUCGUCUUGGACAACGAGGACGUAGAGACGGGCACCUGGGGUUCGUGGUCCACACCAAGCUCCUGUUCACGUUCCUGCGGUGGAGGAGUUGCCCACCAAACUAGACGCUGUAACGACGUAGAUCCAGACGGAACAGAGAGGUGCACCGGGGCGAAGAAAAGGUUCUUCUCCUGCAACAUUGCGGAUUGUCCAGAGCCAGCGAAUGACUUCAGGGCGGAACAAUGUUCAGCGUACGACAAUACGCCAUAUCGCGGUAUCAUCUACGAAUGGGUUCCUUACACUGGAGCAAAGAACAAAUGCGAAUUGAACUGCAUGCCGCGUGGCGAGAUAUUUUUCUACCGUCCAAAAUGGCAUGUCACAGAUGGAACACCCUGCAUCUCUGGUCAAAAUGACGUUUGUGUCGAGGGUAAAUGCAUGCCUGUGGGAUGCGACAAGAUGCUCGGCAGUGGUGCUAAGGAAGACAGAUGCCGGGAAUGCAGUGGAGACGGUUCGGCCUGCGAUGUGGUCCAGGGAGUAGCCGAUGCGACUGAUUUGGAAGUUGGGUACAACGAUAUUGUAUUGAUACCUUCCGGUGCAACGAAUAUUGCUAUCACCGAGAGACGUCCUUCGAACAACUACUUGGCCAUGAGGAACAUGUCGAAUCAUUAUUAUCUAAAUGGAAAUUGGAGAAUAGAUUUUCCUCGAAGCUUGAAAUUUGCUGGCACCGUUUUUAAAUAUGAGAGAAAACCUGAGAAACUUAUGGCUGCUGAGGUAAUCACCGCGCUGGGACCAACCAACCAGUCAAUUUAUAUCGUGCUGCUAACACAAGAAAAAAAUGUCGGCGUUGAUUACAAGUACAGCAUACCAAAAAGAUUGGCUCAUUACGUGGACUCUAAGAGUUAUACUUGGGUCGCGGAAGACUUUUCCGAUUGUAGUAGUACUUGUGGUGGAGGAUUCCGAUCAAGGCUGGUCAGGUGCGUCAGACGUAGUGAUAACGAGGAAGUGGACGACAAUCUAUGCGAUCAGCAACUGGAACCAGUCAGCAACAUAUCAUGUGGCGAAGAGGCGUGUCCACCUGUGUGGGUGAUCGGGGAUUGGGGUCCAUGUAAUAAAGCCUGUGGACCCGGUGGAGAACAGACGCGAGACAUAAAAUGCGAGCAAACUAUUUCCGGGGGUAUCCCAUCGCUUGUGGACGACGAACGUUGUUUGGAAAUAGUCGGACCUAAGGACAUUGAGAUACAGGAAUGUAACGCGGAUAUUCAAUGUCCGCAGUGGCACGAAGGCCCAUGGAGACCUUGCGAUCGUCUCUGUGGCGAAGGAAAGGAGAGGCGUAAAAUAACUUGCUACAAAAAAGUAGACGGAAAAAUAAUCGUCCUACCUGAUUCCGCCUGUCCGGAAGAGCGUCCGGAGAGUGAAAAGGAUUGCGAAUUGGGUCCUUGUGUUGGGGUUGAUUGGGUUGUGUCCAAAUGGAGCGGUUGUGACAAUAAAUGCGGUCUUACUCAAGAGACUAGAACAGUAAGCUGCGUUUCAUUGAAGGAUAAAAUAUAUCCUAAUGAACAGUGUAACCCUGAUACGAAGCCUGAAUCAGUCAGGAAAUGUUCGGCUCAAGAAAAGUGCAAUUACCAAUGGUAUGCUACGCAGUGGAGCGAGUGCUCUGUCGAAUGUGGCACAGGAAUCGCAACUCGCAAAGUAUUUUGUGCUACAUCGGACCCUGAUCUCACUUGUAUAUCAAAGGUUGAAGAUGAAAAAUGUGAUCCAAGUACAAGGUAUAAUGACACUCAAGAGUGUACCGCUGAGGUGAAAGAAUGCAAGGGUGAAUGGUUAUCGGGGCCCUGGAGUGAGUGUUCCAAGCCAUGCGGUGGUGGUGACAAGACCAGAAAGGUGAUAUGUAUGAAGGAUAAUAAAGUGGUUCCGUUCAAGGGCAAUUGUUAUGAAGACGACUUUAUGCUCAAUAACGAAAAUUGCAAUGAGAAGGCGUGUGAGGAAGAUGGACUCAUACCAGAGGAACGAGGGAAACCCUCUGCACCAACGGAUGCCGAAGAAGAAGAAUGUGAAGAUUAUGAAGACGAUGGAUUCAUUUCUGUUAACCAGGAUCUUGGCAUUCAGCCUAGGAUCGAUGACGAAAUAGAGUCAUCAGGAAGUGGCUUAGACGAUAUGAUGAUGGGCGAUGACGCUGAUAUACUACGCACAACCGUGGACAAUUCCAACGACACGAUGGAAGAUUAUGACAACUUUGAGUUAGAAGGAAGUGGUAGCGAUUCGUCAUCCAAAAGUACAUUUAGUACAGAUGCGACCGACGCUUCUGAAUCUACAGAUGUUCCCAGUUCUCGUGAAACUGCAUCCACUGUUACUUUAGAAACAUCAACUUCAGGCACAAGUUUGGAAUCGAGUUUAGUACCCACUAGUCCAGAUGUAUCAGGACCGUCAAACUCAGAGACGACAGAAUCGCCUAACACAGUAGUCGCUACAACAAAAGCGAAAAAACUAGAUUUUCCGGCUGUCGAGUCAGAGCAAGAAGAAUACGAUGAACGACCUGAUCCCGAUACAGACACUUUGCCUGAUCCUACAACAUUGUCAACUGGUACAGAAGCAGCAAUAUCAACUCAAGCAGCUGUUACGGAUGAAUCAUCAGAAUUCUCUACUUCAGAAAUCACUACAACCGAGAGCAGCUCUACAAUUGCUUCCGAUUCUGUGUUAAUUGAAGAAACGACCGAAGCUUCUGAUUCUACAACCUUAGAAACAUCUAGUUCGGAAAUGAGUCCGGGGUCAAGCCCAGAAACUUCAGCGACUUCUGAUGAAGACGUAAAAACUCCUACUGCCUCAGACACGACUGUAUCGUCUGAUUUAGAUACAUCAGAACCGUCUAGCACAAGUCCAACAGAAUCAUAUGACACAGAUACAACACUUUCACCGAGUUCUGACCAAACAGGCCCUGAUGCAAGCAUACCAGAUUCUACUGUCUCAGAAACGACUGAAUCGUCGGAUUUAGAUACAUCAGAACCGUCUAGCACAAAUGCAACGCAAUCAUCUGACACUGAUGCAACAGAAUCAACUAGCGCAGAAACAAUGGAAUCAUUUGGUACAGAUUCAACAUUGUCAUCAAGUUCUGACCAAACGAACACUAAUGCAACGGUAGUGUCUAGUACAGAAAUAGCAGCAACGUCUGAUACAACCAUAAAGACUUCUGAUAGUUCAGAAGUAGCAGUAUCCACUGUCUCAGAUAAAAUAGAAACGUCUAGUACAGAUACAGCAUCAAGUGGUACAAUCUCAAUAGCAUCAACCAGCUCAGAAUCGUCAGCAACAUCUGAUUCAAACACAAUCGGUUCUGCCGGUACAGAAACGACAAAAUCGUCUGAUUCAGACGUGAUCGCAUCAGCUAGCAUAGAUACAGAAAUUUCAGCUAGUACAGUUUCAACGGUAUCAACCAGCUCUGAAACGUCAGUGGCAUCUACUUCAGAUAUUACUGAAGGCUCCUCCGUAGAAUCAGACAUGACUGUAUCGGCGAAGUCAACAGAACAAACAAUAUCAACUGAAACAUCUGUUACGACUGGAUCAUCAGGAUUCUCUACUUCAGUAGUUACUACAACCAAAGCGAAAAAACUAGAUUUUCCGGCUGUUGAGGCAGAGCAAGAAGAAUACGACGAACGACCUACCCCAAAAACAAAGACUUUGCCUGAUACUACUACAUUAUCAGCGAGUACAGAAGAAACAAUAUCAACUCAAGCAUCUGUUACGAAUGAAGAAGCAUCAGAAUUUUCCACUUCAGUAAUCACUACAACCGAAAGCAGCUCCACAAUUGCUUCCGAUUCUGUGUCAAUUGGAGAAACGACCGAAGCUUCUGAUUCUACAGUCGUUUCCAGUUCCAUUACAACCUUAGAAACAUCUGGUUCGGAAAUGAGUUCGGUGUCAAGCCCAGAAACGUUUGGUACAGAUGCAUCUACGUCAUCCAGUACAAUCUCAACGGUGCUAACCAGCUCAGAAACAACAGUAUUAUUCAGUUCAGAUACAACUGAAUUUUCGAGCACGGAAACAGUAUCAUCGUCUGGUUCCGACUUGACAGAAUCCUUGAGCUCAGGUGCACCUGUAUUAUCUAGUUUGCAGACAACAAGGUUAUCUGAUAAGGAAACAACCGAAUCGUCUAGCCCGGACGGAACUACACCUGAAUCAUCUACUUCGUCGAGUGAAUCUAUUACCGAAUCGAUUACCGACGGUACAGUUACUGAAAGAUCUGAAACUCCCAAACAAUCUACGGGAACUGUUGAAACGUCGGAAUCUGAUAGCACAACCACGUAUUCAGAAACAACAGUCCCAGGUGAAACUGACAUCACAACGGAGGGUGAUACCACAAGUGAUACUACGGAGUCAGGUGUCACUGAAACAGAAUAUGAUCUGGAUACAACUGAACAGUCCCACGUUACUGACAUUUUCACAAUUGUCGGACACUCCGAUGGAAGCACACGGAAGCAUCGUAAAUGCAGGCCGAAAAAACCGAAGACUUGCAAAACAUCACAAUUUGGCUGCUGCUAUGACGGUAUUAAAUUUGCUACAGGACCAUUUGAACGAGGAUGCCCUAUUCCCAAAACCUGCAACGAAACAGAAUACGGAUGUUGUCCUGACGGCGUAUCACCUGCUGCUGGAAAGAACAAUAAAGGCUGUCCCGAUUCACACUGUAGGGAAACACUCUUUGGCUGUUGCCCCGAUGAAGUUACCGCUGCGGAAGGAAAUGACUAUGAGGGCUGCGAGAUACCAUGUAACGGAACUGAGUUUGGCUGCUGUCUCGAUGGUAAGACUCCAGCUGCUGGUGAGAAUAAUUUCGGCUGUUGUAAUACUACCACAUACGGCUGCUGUCCAAACGGAACUGAACCAGCAUCUGGUCCAGACGGUGAAGGUUGUAAAGAAGGAGAAGCUAGCUCUACUAUCACCACAACAGCAGAAGAAACUACUACCGAAAUUACGAGUGAAAGUUGCAAAGAGUCAGAGUUUGGUUGCUGUCCCAACAACGAAACAAGUGCAACUGGUAAAUACUAUGAAGGGUGUAACGUCACUAACGCCGAAAACUGUACUGCAUCUUAUUACAAAUGUUGUCCGGACGGAGUUUCCGCAGCUUUGGGUCCAGAUAACUACGGCUGUCCUAUUGCUUGUCUGAACAGCAAAUUUGGCUGUUGUAUCGAUGGAUUGACGCCAGCCCAUGGCCCGAACGGAGAAGGCUGUUGCUUGAUCACGCCCUAUGGAUGCUGCCCUGAUAAUAUUCGAAAUGCUCAAGGACCCAAUCUCUAUGGUUGUGGUUGUCAAUAUUCACGUUACGGAUGCUGCCCUGACAAUAAGACAACUGCGAUUGGAUCAAACAAUGAAGGGUGUGGAUGCGAAUACUCACCUCAUGGUUGCUGCCCUAACCGCCUUAAUGUCGCACAUGGACCAGACUUUGAAGGAUGUCCUUGCGAUUCCCAUCAAUUCGGAUGCUGUCCCGAUGGAGUUUCUAUUGCUAAAGGACCUCACACGCAGGGUUGCGGGUGUAAAUACAGCGAAUUCGACUGCUGUUCCGACGAUGUCACGCCAGCCAAGGGUCCGAAUUAUGCUGGCUGUACUUGCGACGUGUCCAAGUAUGGUUGCUGCCCAGACGGUAUCGAAGAAGCACAAGGAGAAAACUUCGAAGGGUGUCACAAAGUCCUAUUAUCUCGCGCUGCCAUUUGUACUUUGAAUAACGACACGGGUCCUUGUCAGAAAUACACUAUUAAAUGGUUUUAUGACACUUUCAACGGAACGUGUAAGCGAUUUUGGUACGGUGGCUGCGGCGGUAAUGAGAAUCAUUUCGAAAAUCAGCAGGAAUGCAACGACACCUGUGUUGAGCCCAAAGGACGUGAUGUCUGCCUGCUACCCAAGAUCGCUGGAGGAUGUGACGGAUAUCAUCCAACAUGGUAUUACGAUACUGAUAGAAAACAAUGCGCCCAGUUUAUCUACGGAGGAUGUCUUGGAAAUGCCAACAGAUUCAAAACUAGAGAAGACUGUGAAGAACUUUGUGUUGCUCCUGACGAUGCUGAUCCUUGUGAGCAGCCCAGCGAACCAGGCCCAUGUGAAGGUAAUUUCACCAGAUGGUAUUUCAACACAGAAAGCAGUAGCUGCGAAGAAUUCAAUUAUGGUGGCUGCAAGGGUAACAAAAAUAACUUCCCAACCGAAAUCUCCUGCAAGCAGCAAUGCGCAAUACCUGCAAUUAGACGUGUACGAGAUGUGUGCAACCUGGAGAAAGAGCCUGGACCAUGUCCCGGCUCUUUGCUACGCUGGUACUACGAUGCUAAACAUAAAUCUUGUAGGCAAUUUGUUUACGGCGGUUGUAAAGGCAAUGGCAAUAAAUUCCGAACGUACGCUGCAUGCGAGCAGCGCUGCCCCCAUAGAGAUUUUUGUCCGCUACCAUGGGCAGAGGGUACCUGUACGGAGAAACUCGCUCGAUGGUCCUUUAACCAAACAGAGAAUCGUUGCAUGCCCUUCUAUUACACUGGCUGUGGUGGAAAUAGAAAUAACUACGAAACUAAAGAUGCAUGUGAUACUCACUGUCCAGCAAAGAUUGAGCAAGACACUUGCCUACUGCCAGCUGUAGUGGGCGAGUGCUCUAAUUACACUACACGGUGGUAUUACGACUCGUACGAAAAACACUGCAGACUGUUUUACUAUGGAGGUUGCGGUGGAAACGAUAAUAAUUUCGAAACUCAGGAUGAUUGCACACAUAGAUGCGAAUCUUCAGCUGUAACAACCGCACCUGCAGUUCCUGCAUUCCGAAGAGAAUAUUGUUUAUUGCCUGCAAGCCAUGGACCAUGCAAUGCGGAUUCGGUUAGAUGGUACUAUGACAGUAGGUAUGGUACGUGCCAACGAUUCAACUACGGAGGAUGUGAAAGCAAUGGCAACAACUUUGAAACAGUUGAAGAAUGUGAAAAUCGAUGUGGAAAUGUGCAAGAUCUCUGCGAACUUCCACCACUUGUUGGUCCCUGCAAAGAACGUAUUAGGCAAUAUUAUUACGACCGUCGUACUGACUUGUGUUACGAAUUUGCAUUCGGCGGUUGCCAGGGUAAUAAAAAUAGGUUCGAGGACAAGAAAUCUUGCGAGCAGAGAUGCAGGAAAACAACCGAUGCCACGAGUCCAGUCCCGUCACCUACAACACCUCGUAUCAGUGUUGAUCCUAAGAGUGCAUCUUGCUUUGCACCACUUGAUUUUGGUCCUUGCAGAGACAAUGUUACGGCAUUCUAUUACGACGCAGAAAAACAAACUUGCCAAGCAUUCUACUACGGAGGAUGCGAAGGAAAUGCCAAUAGAUUCCAAUCACUAGAGCAGUGCGAACGUAUUUGUGGAAACUUCCGAGGACAAGAUAUCUGCAAUCUUCCGUUGGACCCAGGCCCCUGCCGUGCAUCACACGAGAGAUUCUUCUACGAUUCAAGGCGUCGGGAAUGCCAUCCAUUUAUAUACGGUGGAUGCCGCGGUAACGGUAACAGGUUCACACAUCAAUAUGAAUGCGAGUCUGUUUGUAUACAUCGCAAAGAACCUCCAGCUCCUGGAAACAGAGUCACCUAUGAUAAUACAGCUAUCUGCCGAGAGCCUGUAGAUAUUGGACGUGACGGCGGGUCAGGUCAAGACAAGCGUUUCUACUACGACGAUGAGCGCCAAGAUUGUAUUGCAUUCAUUUAUAAAGGUUCCGGUGGAAAUCUUAAUAGAUUCGUGAACCGUGAAGCUUGCCUUAAGACUUGUUUGAAAACGAACGAAGUAGGCCCACAGAACCCGUGCAUAGAAGCACAAAAAGAGUGCAACGAGAUUCAUUGUCCCUACGGAAUGGUGGCUCGCAUCGAUGAACAAAAUUGUGAACGAUGCAGCUGUGCGGAUCCGUGUCUCCCAGUAAGGUGUCAAGAAGGAUCGAAAUGUGUGGUUACCUCAGUUCUUCGAGAAGACGUAGUCGUCUAUCAAGGCGUUUGCGAGAGCCUCCCAACAGUACCGAAAUCAGGAACGUGUCCACCAGUAGUGAACGCAACAAGUUGCGAGGAACGUUGUUACUUGGACGCUCAGUGUCCUGAAGAUCUAAAGUGUUGUCCGAGCAGCUGUGGCUUGUCUUGCUUGAAGCCAGCUACGGCAGUGCAACCGGUACCAGUUGAACCAGUACCUAGGGAACCUCUACCAACGCCUCCUCCAGUGGAACCAGUCCCAAGGGAACCUCUACCGUCCCCUCCUGCAGUGGUAGCUGUCACUACUGUACCAAUCGAGCAGUCAGUACCCGCUUUCAUUGAACCACCAGAAGCACCCAAACUUCGCGCCGAAGAGGGUAGCUACGUUAUUAUGAAAUGCGUUGCCAUUGGAAAUCCACGGCCGGUAAUCUCAUGGCGAAAGGGUGUGACGUUGAUUGACAACACAAUGGGUAGACACAGUGUAAAAGAUGACGGUUCUCUCCAAAUUGUUGGUCUGUACUCAGCAGAUGCGGGAAUUUACACUUGCACAGCCAAAAAUCGUCUGGCUGCGCCAGUCAGAAUACAGUACGAACUAGAAAUCACUGACCCUCGCGGACACAAGAGUUGCGAUAUUUUUGGCGAACCAAACUACCGCGUAACAGUGAACAUGGAUGCCCCGGCAUACCUAAAAUGCUAUGCAAUGGGCUGGCCACGACCCAUCGUUGAGUGGUGGCACGAAGGAAAAACGGUUCCGGUGGAUAGCAAUGGGUACGAAUUACAGCGUGACUACGCACUAAAAAUACACCGAGUAUCUCUGGUUAAUCUUGGGGUUUACACUUGCCGUGCUUAUAACGGUAUCGGGAAGGAAACAUCGUGGUCUGUAACUCUACAAGCAAAUGGUCCAGUUGUCAAUGUCAUUCCCGAGUAUCAAAAAUAUACCCAAUACAUCAUUGAUCCUACACAUCCUAGUCCUCCAUCAGUCUUCAAUAGAAGACCAGUAUAUCCAGUAUCUCGGCCACACGUUGCUUUCUACCCUCAAAGUCAAGCGCCUUACAUCCUACCUGUAACUGAACCACCUCGUGUAAUCGCGCCUGCCACAUACAAAGUUCCAGUGAAAGUGAACGUUACGGCAGAGGGUGACCAAUUCCCAGUGGGUAGCGACUUCAGCAUACUCUGUCGCGUUAAUGGGUACCCAACGCCAACUGUACAGUGGUACAAAGAUGAUAGUCUUAUCCAAUCGAACAAAAGAAUCAAGAUUUUCGAAGCGGACAGACUGAGCAUUUCGUACGCCCAAAAGAAUGAUUCUGGAAGAUACCGAUGCGAAGCUGCUAAUCAGUAUACCAGUGAUUCGGGUUCUAUAGACAUUGUGGUAUCUGGUAUCUACAUUCACCCAACUUGUCAGGAUAAUUUGUUCUUAGCAAAUUGCGGUCUGAUAGUGAAAGGAAAAUUCUGUCAACAUCCAUGGUACGCCCGAUUUUGCUGUCGAUCUUGUACAGAAGCUGGCCAACUACCUCCAAGAGGACCUCAUAUUAAUGAAACCAGUAGAAAUAAAAGAUCUAUUCUUUCUAUCACUUAAACGAGAAGACGAUUAUUCAACAUUCCAAGGAGUGGGAUACAGAGUAUUCGUAUCACAUAAUUCACAUAGUCAGCUUCAUGUAGUGUUUUUCAGUAAAAAUUCACAAAUCGAAUCGUCCCAAAGUCAAUAGUCGUUCCUAGAACGAAAUCAAUAUUUUUGCAUCCACCUACGAUGCACAACUUCUUGAUCACAAUGUACAUAUUUUUAAAGGUGAUAAAUUUCACCAUGAUUUAGAAGUUGCCAUGACAUGAAACAGUAUGACUGUGAAGAUAAUUUUUUUAUCAAGUUUCGAUAUUGUGAAAUAACAAACCAUUCCGGUCAUUGGUCAUUAAUGUCAUUGAAAUGUUUUAUCCCUCAUCCCAGUGAACAGUGCCGUGUCCCCAGAAAAGCAUAUUCCGCAUCCCUAGAUAACAGUAGUAAACUGACUUAGAAAUCACACAUUUUCUAGAGUAUUUCACCGAUUGGAUGUUGACGGAAAAUCGAAUGUCGUUCACUGCCAAAGCCUUAGAACGUUUAUACAUAGAUAAAUAAAAUAUAAACGUAUUCGAGUUAAAAUAAGGUAUUUUAUUAGAAAUCUUGAAACCGAGAAUUAUGCCAUCUAUGUUUACAAGCAUGUUCAGAUAAGUCAGUCAAUUCAUUUAAUGAAACUAUCCGUGUAUACACGAUCUGACGCUGAAACCUAGUCCGUUGGAGCCACAUUGUGUACGGAGUAUGAUCCAACAUGGCAAAUAGUGUCUUAUCAAUAUUGAAAAAUGAUAACUUUGCAUCAGAAUAUAUUUGUCACCUCUAUAAAUGAUGACGCGCGUGACAUGCGUGAGUAAGGGAACAUCACAUGAUCUUUAAUUAUUACGUCAAAUGUCGGGGUAUCGACACAUGUAACGAUUUGGAACGAGGCUGACAAUAGAAAAGUAUGGAACAAUUGAUUCAACGCUUUGGAUUAUUUUUCAAAUUUAUAAAGUAAUGCUGGUUCGACAUUACGAGGUGCCAACAAUUAUUCGAUGUUACUGCUGAUGUUGAAAAUAUGUUCCGAUACUUGUUGCAUGCGUGAAAACUGAUAGAUACGUUGGAUUGUAAAAUAUAGUUAUAUAUGACAUUACUAGUUUUCAAGUGAAUAUUAUCAACUACUCACAAAUACUCAUUACUACGAUAUUAGAAUAACGAACAUACAAACGUAAACUUUCUAAACAUAUUUAAACCUAGGAGUACAUAUUAAACUCUUUACUUUAGAGGUCCUACGCUUCUUAGGGAUUGCACAUCAGGUUUCCUUUUACUGCCUUAAUUGUCAACGUUGGGCAUUUCAAGCAGGCGAUGCAGCUGUCCAAUUUUCUUACACUUCCACAAGUUAUAGCCUGCCUUGCCUCUCAAGUAAAGAAAUGUUUAAUAUAUAAAUGUACAGUUAUUUUUUUAUACCUUGUGUACCAGGAUAACUACGAUCAAUGCUUCAACGUUACUCUGGCUUUCAAUUAAAACAUGUUACAUCUAUAUGAGAUACUUGUUCCUGAACUAUUAAUAGUGAAUCGUUUAUUAAAUUUUAUAAUGUUUUCUUUUUAUAUUGCCUGUAUACUUAUCUCGACUUAUUCAAAUUUCUAUAAAGAAGUUAUAAAGCGAGUACACAAUAAGAUAUUACAAAAGGUACCAAAUGCAUUUAUGUACUUCAUUAAUUGUUGUAUAUUUAUAUAUGUAUACACAAAUUGAAGACAAUUUAUUAAAUUUCUCUCCACGAUGCUUGGAGCUCAUGAUA